This is a messenger RNA of Musca domestica (house fly), 1264 nucleotides long. RefSeq lists its product as uncharacterized. The record is from RefSeq and is a predicted model, not a curated record. NCBI's taxonomy places the organism in Eukaryota, Metazoa, Arthropoda, Insecta, Diptera, Muscidae. Gene Ontology annotation, cellular component: nucleus; transcription regulator complex. The coding region runs from base 108 to 956 and encodes 282 amino acids. Gene Ontology annotation, biological process: regulation of transcription by RNA polymerase II. The transcript has 3 exons.
GUUCCAUUUAAUGAACAGAAUUGUUUUGCUUCAAAGGUAUCCUCAACCAGUUGAGAUAUUUUGCCUCAAAUAAAAAGGGAAAACAGCCACUAAAGUAUAGCUUGGAAAUGUAUGACGACGCAAAAUUAAUUGAACUAUUAAAAGCCAAUGAUGUGCUUUACAACAGAGAUCAUCCCCUGGCGAAAACCGAGCAUAAGAAAGUUGUUUGGGAAGAGAUUGCAGAAGAGAUGGGUUUACCCGUUGAUCGAGUCAUAAAACGUUAUCGUGGUCUGCGGGAUCGCUUUGUUCGAUAUAAACGUUCGUUACUAACAAAAGGACCUGAAAAUAACUACGAUCAUGCCACUAUGGAAAAAAUGGAGUUCCUAACACCAUUUAUAUACAUCAAAUCAAAUGGUGGCAAAAUUACCUGGGAAGACUCCGAAACCAGUUUAUGUAUUUCCUCAGAUCCGCUCAAAAUGCGAACAUCGACAAUGGAUUAUGACAUAUCAGAUGAAGAUAAUUACAAUGAAACAAGAUCACCUAAGCGUCGUUCACGAUCAAAACGUAAAAAAAGAGAAGAAUCUCCAUUUCAUAGCCAAGAUGAUGAGGAAUACAUUCCACCUGCUAAAAAUCGAAGGACAAAAGAGGAAAAAGCAAAUAAAACGAAAUCGAUUGGUCGUCCUGCAAAGAAAACAGCAACAACAACAGAUUAUACAGAGCUUCAUAGUGUCGCAAGAUUCGAUUCUUCGGAUGACAUUGACUAUAACGAGGAUUCUGAUGAUGCAUUCUGUGAUGCUGUUAAAAGUUUUGUCACACUAUGCCAAUCAGGCGAAAAGUUAAAAGAAAAUAAAGCUUUACAUGGAUUUUGCCAAAUGAUUAUAGCAACAAUAUCCGAAAUGAGCAUACCGAAACAAUCCAAAGCAAUGACACUAGUAACACAGGCAGUAAUGGAAAUGAAAAUGGAAGAUUUAUGUUAAAAAUGAAUCGUAGUUAUAUAAUACAUGUAGAUAAUAGGAAAUAUGUAGAUUUCUCAUAUUUGAAUGCAGCAUAAAUAAAGUCGCAUGUUAGGCCCGUAGUUUAGUUCGGAUUGUUUUUUUUUAAUUUUGUAGCACUAGAAGUUUACAUUCACCCAAUAUGAUACUUUAAUUUGAUAAGUAAUGAAGUAUUAUGUCCUGACCGAAACCAAACACAAAAUGUAUUUUACAACAAUUAGUAGGCGUGAUGAAUAUCGACCUAUGUAUAGGUGAAAGUCCUACCGUACCCAAUAAACAUUUAAUUGAAAAUA